Molecule: messenger RNA, 826 nt
Organism: Wasmannia auropunctata (little fire ant)
Lineage: Eukaryota; Metazoa; Arthropoda; Insecta; Hymenoptera; Formicidae
Source: RefSeq, a predicted model, not a curated record
GUCAAUGAAUCGUUGGGACUUUAACGCUAAUAGUAUCUUCAAUUCUUAACUGUGAGAAUAACGAAUUAAAUUUUCUGCUAGUUUCGUGCGUGCGACUAAAAUUUAUAGGAAUUUAAAUAUUAGAAAUGACAUAUUUCACGAGAACGUUUGUAAUUUCUGUAACUGUACUGAUAAUGAUCAGUUUAUCGCUAACGACUUGCCAGAAUAAUGAGUAUCUUCCACCAACACAACUCAACAAUGAGUAUCUUCCAUCAUCACAGACCGGCAGAUAUGAACAACAGAACGAGUCUUAUCCCAAAGAUAUUGAAGGAGAGACUUAUCCUGCUUAUCUGCUCGCGCUUAUGUCAUAACUGUACCGAAUAGACCGAAAUGUCCGAAUGAACAACGAAUGGAUAAACACGGAAAGUGUCGACCGGUGAUAUAGUCAUUCAUUAAGUUUGAAUAUACACAAGUAGACCUCAUGGUGUUCAAUAUUGGCGAUUGAAGGCUUAUUGGUGCAUUUGUUUGCACUAAUAAUAAAUAAAAUACAUAAAAAGCAGUAAUUAUUGGAUAUUAGAUAUUAUACAUAUAACCAUGGAAAUAGAAUAUAUAAUCAUGGCUGAGGAAUUCGUUAACAUCUGGUCUUUAUAAGUGUUGGGGGAAGUUCUAUUAGGACAGAAAUUUUUAUUUUAUCUAAAUGUAUGUAAUAUGUACAUUGCGUCUUUUAUUAUAAAGACAUAUAUUACAAUUAAAUGAUAAGAUACUGAUAAUUGAACUUUUAGAAUUUGUAUAGACAUAUUGAAGAUUGUAAAAGAAUUAUACUUUAAUUGAAAUAAAAAUUUUGCAG